AUUUCCCUCUCUUUUCUUCCCAACCCCAAAUAACUUUAUAUUUCCUCUCUUCUCUAGAUAACCCCACUGAGUUCGUCUAGAGACAAACCUAAUUACAGACAAAUAUGGGCACUCUUUCUCUUUCUUUCCUCUUCCUCUUGUCUUCCCUUCUCCUUCUCCCGUCCAUCAUUGCCUCCUCCUCUCCCCUAUCUAAUCCUCAAGCUGUUGUAGAUGAAGUACAUAGGAGUGUAAAUGCUUCGAGAAGGAACUUAGGCUAUCUAUCUUGUGGUACCGGAAAUCCUAUUGAUGAUUGCUGGCGUUGUGAUCCCAACUGGGAGAAGAACCGCCAACGAUUAGCUGAUUGCGCCAUUGGCUUUGGCAAAAACGCCGUUGGUGGUAGGGAUGGUAAAAUUUACGUGGUCACCGACUCAGGUGACGACGAUCCUGUCAACCCAAAGCCGGGGACUCUCCGUCAUGCCGUUAUCCAAACUGAACCGUUGUGGAUAAUUUUUGCUAGGGAUAUGGUUAUUCAAUUAAAAGAAGAACUUAUUAUGAACUCAUUCAAAACAAUUGAUGGUAGAGGUGCGAGUGUACAUAUUGCGGGCGGUCCAUGUAUAACAAUACAGUACGUGACGAAUAUUAUUAUACAUGGAAUUCAUAUACAUGAUUGUAAGCAAGGAGGUAAUGCUAUGGUGCGGAGCUCCCCAUCGCACUACGGGUGGAGAACGGUUUCCGACGGUGAUGGAGUGUCGAUAUUUGGUGGGAGCCAUGUUUGGGUGGAUCAUUGCUCUUUGUCUAACUGCAAAGACGGCUUGAUUGACGCCAUUAUGGGGUCCACAGCUAUUACAAUUUCUAAUAAUUUCAUGACUCACCAUGAUAAAGUUAUGCUCUUGGGACACAGUGAUUCUUAUGUUCAAGACAAAAAUAUGCAAGUUACCAUUGCUUUCAAUCACUUUGGCGAAGGCCUUGUCCAACGAAUGCCAAGAUGUAGACAUGGUUAUUUCCAUGUGGUGAACAAUGACUACACCCAUUGGGAAAUGUAUGCAAUUGGUGGAAGUGCUAGUCCCACCAUCAAUAGCCAAGGGAACAGAUUUCUUGCCCCUGAUAUUAGGUUUAGCAAAGAGGUAACGAAACACGAGGAUGCUCCAGAAAGUGAAUGGAAAAAUUGGAAUUGGAGGACUGAAGGAGAUUUAAUGUUAAAUGGUGCAUAUUUUACACAAUCAGGAGCUGGAGCUAAAUCAUCAAGUUAUGCUAAGGCUUCAAGUUUAAGUGCAAGGCCUUCUUCUUUGGUCAGCAAUUUAGUAUCUGGUUCUGGUGCUCUCAAUUGCCGAAAGGGUUCUCGUUGCUGAUUAAGGGAAAUUAUUUAACUUGGUCUUAUUUUUCUAAAGUUUGGUUUUAGACAAAAAAUUAAAAAUGAUAUGAGAUUUGAAGAAAAACCAUGUAAUGAAGGAGGAAAAUUAAAGAAAGGACAGAAAGUGUAGGUCCUAAUAUAUGACUAGGGGCGUUGCACUUUUAUUGUCUUUUUGCCUCCCUUCAAUUUUUUUUUUUACCUUUUCCUUUUUUUUUUUUUUAAAUUUACUUUUAUCCUUUUUGACUUGAUUGUCAAAUACAACCUCGGUCUGCCAUUCUCAGCAGUUGGGACUUUAUGCGGUUCUGUUGGUUUUAGAAUUUAGAGAAAGGCAAGUUCAGAAGUGUUGAUAUAUACAUCAAUAUAUGUAUUUAUUUUUGAAUA
Nicotiana attenuata is the source of this 1711-nucleotide messenger RNA. Its product is annotated as probable pectate lyase 18. The record is from RefSeq and is a predicted model, not a curated record. Bases 105 to 1328 code for a protein of 407 amino acids. Gene Ontology annotation, molecular function: pectate lyase activity. The transcript has 4 exons. Lineage: Eukaryota; Viridiplantae; Streptophyta; Magnoliopsida; Solanales; Solanaceae.